Messenger RNA from Angiostrongylus costaricensis, 285 nucleotides. NCBI's taxonomy places the organism in Eukaryota, Metazoa, Nematoda, Chromadorea, Rhabditida, Metastrongylidae. The record is from the annotation of a GenBank genome assembly.
AUGUGGGAUAUUGCACCCGAGUUCCAUGCAGCCGUCGUCUUCGCUGAGCAUCGCUUCUUUGGAAAAACACAACCGUACGGUGAUCAUUGCUGCAAUACGACGGAUCAUUUUGGUUAUCUCAGCUCAGAACAGGCGCUAGCUGAUUUUGUGCUCCUUAUUGACCACCUUAAAGAAAAGAAACUUAAUGGUGCACAGAAAUCACCUGUGAUUGCCUUCGGUGGAUCAUACGGUGGAAUGCUGGCAGCUUGGAUUCGAAUCAAAUAUCCGCACAAAGUCGAUGGGUAA